Messenger RNA from Raphanus sativus (radish), 1989 nucleotides. RefSeq lists its product as uncharacterized. The record is from RefSeq and is a predicted model, not a curated record. Bases 1 to 1845 code for a protein of 614 amino acids. The transcript is spliced from 7 exons. NCBI's taxonomy places the organism in Eukaryota, Viridiplantae, Streptophyta, Magnoliopsida, Brassicales, Brassicaceae.
AUGCUAUCAGGAUGGCUGACCCAUGGUAAAUUGGCUUGUCCAGUUUGCAUGGAAGAUACAAAGUCUUUUUAUCUGCCUAAUGGAAGGAAGACCUGUUGGUUUGAUUGUCACCGAAGAUUUCUUCCCCAUGAUCACCCACUGAGGAAGAAUAGGAAGGACUUCUUGAAGGGGAAAAAUGCCUUAAAGGAAUUUCCACCUGAUUCUUUGACAGGUGAACAAGUGUAUUCUGAGCGGUUAGCCGGUGUCAUGCCACCAAAAACGUCCACUUGCGGUGGAAACGGUCAUGAAAAAAAGAAGCCUGGUUAUGGGAAGUAUCAUAACUGGCACAAAGAAAGCAUAUUUUGGGAGCUGCCAUACUGGAGGGACCUAAUUCUCCGACAUAAUCUUGAUGUGAUGCAUAUAGAAAAAUACUUUUUCGACAACAUCAUGAAUAGGUUUAUGAAUGUGAAGGGGAAAUCCAAAGACACAAUCAAUUCAAGAUUGGAUUUGGCACUAUUCUGUAAUCGGCCACACUUACAUGUUAAUGGUGCUGGUCAAGCUCCAUUUCCAUCCUACACACUGGACGAAGACGAAAAAAAAAGUUUAUUGGAAUGUGUGAAACACGCAGUUAAAUUCCCAGACGGAUAUGCUGCAGACUUAGCUAGUUGUGCUGAUAUAGCGAACAACAAAUUUUCUGGCAUGAAGAGUCAUGACUGCCAUGUUUUUAUGGAGCGACUACUUCCAUUUAUCUUUUCGGAACUCCUAGACGAGAAUGUCCAUCGUGCGUUAUCAGCGGUUGGAGUGUUUUUCCGUGACCUUUGCUCGAGAACUCUGCAUAAAAAUCGUGUCCAAGUUCUUAAACAGAAUAUUGUUCUGAUCAUCUGCAACUUGGAGAAGAUCUUUCCACCGUCAUUUUUCGACGUCAUGCAACACCUGCCUAUACAUCUCCCUUACGAAGCUGAACUAGGAGGACCUGUGCAAUAUAGGUGGAUGUAUGUUCAUGAGAGGAAUUUCAAAAAAUUGAAAGCGAAAGCCAAAAAUAAAAGAUAUGCUGCCGGGUCGAUUGUUGAAGCAUAUAUCAAAGAAGAAAUAGCUUACUUUUCGGAGCACUUCUUUGCGGAUCAUAUACAAACCAAAUCAAGGUUAACAAGAUUUGAGGAAGGUGAAGUCCCCAUAUAUCAUGUUGCUGGAGUACCUGAUAUAUUUACACAUGUAGGUCGUCCUAGUGGGGAGAUGAAAGAAAUAUGGCUUUCAGAGAAAGACUACACGUGCGCACAUGCAUAUGUGCUACGUAAUUGUGAUUAUUUUCAGCCAUUUGAGAGGAUGUUUGAAGAUUUCUUAACUGUCAAAUACCCUGACCUCUCGGACAAAGAAAUCUCUGUGAAAAGAGCUACUGAAUAUCAUUUAUGGGUGAAAGAUUAUGUUAGAUAUUGGAGGAACACACAUCGUUUUCCUUCAUGGGUUGAAGAUAUUGCGAAUGGACCCAUUAAUAAGGCGAAAACAUGGCCCAUCUACUUCACAAGAGGCUUUUUGUUUCAUACGCAGAAGCAUGGCGAGGGACGAAAGACUUGUAACUAUGGUGUAUGUGUAAAAGGAGAAAGUUACACAAAUGCAUCCGAUGAAGCUGAUUACUACGGGAUCUUGACUGAUAUCAUAGAGAUUGAGUAUGAGGGGUCGGUCAGUUUGAAAAUCACACUUUUUAAGUGUAAGUGGUAUGAUCCGGUAAUUGGCAGAGGCCUUCGGCGGAGCAAUGGUGGGAUCGUCGACGUUCUUUCGUCGAGGCAAUAUUAUAAAUAUGAACCAUUUAUUCUAGCAUCUCAAGCAGGUCAAGUUUGUUAUAUCCCGUAUUCCGAUGAAGAAGAUUGAGAAAUACCCUAUUAAAGAAUAAUAUAAUUUUGUAGUAUAAUUUUGUAAGCUUUGUUUCAAUAAUUUUGUAAUAUAGUUUUGUAAAUUUUGUAUUAAAGUGUGUUGUGAUAUAAUUAUGUAAAUUUGUUUUAAUGUGUCUCAAAA